Molecule: messenger RNA, 3258 nt
Organism: Porites lobata
Lineage: Eukaryota; Metazoa; Cnidaria; Anthozoa; Scleractinia; Poritidae
Source: the annotation of a GenBank genome assembly
AGGGGUUACACGAGGUUACAAGGGAUUACAGGUAGGUUAAAAGGGGUUACAAGGGGUUACAGGGGGUUACAAGGGGUUACAAAGGAUUACAAGGGAUUACAAGGGAUUACAAAGGGGUUAAAGGGAGUUACAGGGGGUGACAAGGAGUUAUAAGAGGUUACAAGAGGUUACAUGGGGCUACAAGAAGUUACAAGGGAUUACAAGAGGUUUACAGGGGGUUAAAGGGGGUUAAGGUGGGUUACAAAAGAGUUAUAAGGGCAUACAAGAGGUUACAGGGGCCUACAGGGGGUUACAAGGGGUUACAACGGGUUACAAGGGAUUACAGACGGGUACAACGGGUUACAAGGGGUUACAAGGGGUUACAAGGGAUUACAAGGGUUACAGUAUGUUACUGGCGGUAACGAGGGGUUACAGCGGGUUAAUGAGGGUUACAGUGGGUGACAAGAGGUUACAAGGGAUUACAAGGGGUUACAAAGGGUUCACAGGGGGUGACAGGGGGUUACAUGAGGUUACAAGAGGUUUUAAGGGGCUACAAAAAGUUUUAAGGGAUUACAAGAGGUUACAGGGGGUUAAAGGGGGUUAAGAGGAGUUACAAAAGAGUUAUAAGGGGUUACAAGAGAUUACAGGGGCCUACAGGGGAUUACUAGGGGUUACAAGGGAUUACAGGGAGUUACAGGUGGUGACAAGGGGUUACAAGAGGUUACAAGAGGUUACAGGAAGCUAAAAGAAGUCACAAGGGAUUACAAGAGGUUUACAGGGGGGUUAAAGGGGGCUAAGAGGGGUUACAAAAGAUUUAUAAUGAGUUACAAGAGGUUACAGGGGCCUACAGUGGGUUACAAGGGGUUACAACGGGUUACAAGGGAUUACAGGGGGUUAAAAGGAGGUAAAAGGGGGUUACAAAGGGUUACAGAGGGUUGCAACGGAUUUCAAGGGGUUAAAAGAGGUUACAGAGGGUUACAAGGGGUUACAGGGGGUUUAAAGGGGUUACAAGGGAUUACAAGGGGUUACAGGGGGUUACAGGGGGUGACAAGUGGUUACAAGAGGUUACAGGGGGUUACAAGGGGUUACAAGGGAUUACAGGGGGUAGCAGGGGGUUACAAGGGGUUACAAAGGGUUACAGAGGGGUACAACAGGUUACAAGGGGUUACAGAGGGUUACAAGGGGUUACAAGGGGUUACAAGGGGUUACAAGAGAUUACAAGAGGUUACAGGCUGAUACAGGGGGUUACGAGGGGUUAUAAAAGGUUAAAUGGGUUAAAAAGGUUACAGGAGGUUACAGGGGGUUGCAAGGGGUUACAAGGGGUUACAGGGGGUUACAGGGGGUGACAAGGGGUUACAUGGGGUUACAAGGGGUUACAGGAGGUUACAAGGGGUUACAAAAGGCUACAAGGGGUUACAAGGAGUUACAAGGAGUUACAUGGGGUUACAAGGAGUUACAAUUGAUUACAGGAGGUUACGGGGGGUGACAAGGGGUUACCAGAGGUUACAGGGGGUUACAAGGGGUUUCAAGGGGUUAAAAGGGAUUACAGGGGGUUACAGGGGGUUACAAGGGGUUACAAAGGCUUACAGAAGCUUACAACGAGUUACAAGGGGUUAAAGAGGGUUACAAGGGGUUACAAGUGGUUACAGAGGGUUACAAAGGGCUGCAAGUUGUUACAGGGGGUUACAAGGGGUUACAAGAGGUUACAAGGAGUUACAGGUGGUUACAGGGGGUUACAAAGGGUUACAAGGGGUUACGAUUGUUUGCAUAAAAUUAAAGGGGGUUAAAGGGGGUUAGAGGUUACAGGCCGUUACAAGCUGUUACAAAAGGUUACAGCGGGUUACAAGGGGUUACAAGAGGUUACAGGGAGUUACAGGGGGUUACAAGGAGUUACGGGGGGUUACAUGGGGUUACAAGGAGUUACAAGGGAUUACAGGGGGUUACAGGGAGUGACAAGGGGUUACCAGAGGUUACAGGGGGUUACAAGGGGUUUCAGGGGGUUACAAGGGUUUACAAGGGGAUACAGAGGGUUACAAGGGGUUACUAGGGAUUGCAAGAGGUUACAGCUCGUUACAGGGAGUUAGAAGGGGUUAAAUAGGUUAAGAAAGGUAACCGGAGGGUAUGAGCGUUUAAACGGUUACAAGGGAUGACAAGGGGUUACAAAGGGUUUUAGGGGGUGACAAGGGGUUAAAACAGGUUACAAGAGGUUACAACGGUUAGAGGGGAUUACAAGGGGUUACAAGGGGUUACAAGGGUAGAAUGGGUUGCAUUGAGUUACAGGGGGUUACAAGGGGUUACAAGGGAUUACAGGAGGUAACAGGGGGUUAGAAGGGGUUACAAAGGGUUACAGAGGGGUACAACGGGUUACAAGGGGUUACAAGGAAUUACAGAGGGUUACAAGGGGUUACAGGGGGUUACAGAGGGUUACAAGGGGUUACAAGCGAUUAGAAGAGGUUACAGGCUGUUACAGGGGGUUACGAGCGGUUAUAAGGGGUCAAAUAGGUUAAAAAGGUUACAGGAGGUUAUAGGGUGUUGCAAGGGGUUAGAAGGGAUUACAAGGGGUUACAAAGGGUUACAGAGGGUUACAAGGGGUUACAGGGGGUUACAAGGGGUUACAAGGGAUUACAAGAGGUUACAGUCUUUUACAUGGGGGUUAUAAGGGGUGAAAUAGGUUAAAAAGGUUACAGGCGGUUACAGGCGGUUGCAAGCUCUUAAAAGGGAUUACAAGGGGUUACAGGGGGUUAAAAAGGGUUACAGGGUGUUACAGGGGGUUAAGAGGGGUUACAAAAGGGUUAUAACGGGUCAUAAGGGAUUAGAAGGGGUUACAGUGGGUUAGAAGGGGUUACAAAGGCUUACAGAGGCUUACAACGGGUUACAAGGGGUUACAGAGGGUUACAAGGGAUUAAGGGAGGUUACAGCUGGUUACAGGGAGUUACAGGGGGUUAAAUAGGUUAAAAAGGUUACAGGAGGUUAUGGGGGUUUAAAGGGGUUACAAGGGAUUACAAGGGGUUACAGGGGGUAACAAGGGGUAACAACGUGUUACAAGGGGUUACAGCGGGUUACAGGGGGUUACAAGGAGUUACAAUUGAUUACAGGGGGUUACGGGGGGUGACAAGGGGUUACCAGAGGUUACAGGGGGUUACAAGGGGUUUCAAGGGGUUAAAAGGGAUUACAGGGGGUUACAGAGGGUUACAAGGGGUUAGAAGUGGUUACAGAGGGUUACAGAGGGUUGCAAGGGGUUACAGGGGGUUACAAGGGGUUACAAGAGGUUACAAGAAG